UGAAUUGAAUUGUGCACUGAACGAAUGUAAACGAACAAUACACUUGCCAUCGAGCGCGUGCGGCGGUGCAACAUGCGCAAAAAAAGUGCGCGAUGAGUUCCAGAAAUCGAUAUUGUUGUUGUAGUAUUUCAUUUCACUGGAGUCUGGAAUAUGUAGCUCAUGUAGCUGUAACUCCGUAACUUCAUUUAUCAGUAUCAACACAGACUUUUUAAAAAUUCGAAUUUGAUUACCUUCUAUUUAUUAUUUUUCUAUCGCAUUGGAAAUACGAGUGUAGUGAUCGUCUUCGUCUUCUCGAGUUGUCGCAUAAUAUCGAGAUAAGGUUUCAGGCAUCUUUACAGUUGCCAGGAAUGUUACAUUUCACGUAGCUGGAUAUUUCUUAUCAUUCGUUCGAGUGAUGCUUCAAAUUCUGAAUGAUUCAUUUUCUCAGAACCAUGUUGCUAGAGCAUUAUACGACAAUAUCGCCGAAUCUGCUGACGAAUUGCCCUUCAAAAAAGGUGAUCUAUUGACAGUAUUGGAGCAGAAUACAGGUGGCUUACAAGGAUGGUGGCUAUGUUCCUUCAAAGGAAGACAGGGUAUCUGUCCUGGAAAUCGUUUACAACUAUUAGCCGGCAAUCGAAAUGGUCAAAAAUCAAACGACAUGUGUAAUUUAAACAACUUACAAGAAGAGGGCAGGCGUUUUAGUUGGCAUGUUCUACAGUCGAGCAAGGUAUCAGCUUCAGCGCUUGAAAAUGUGAUUGACCCAUUCCCUUAUGAACGCAAUCUUGGUGGCAGUGGAGGCUGUGAAGAUGCAGAUUGUCGUUAUGAUGUGCUUCCAUGUGGUCAACCCAUUCCAUUACAUGCAAACAGUCAUUAUUCAAGCCCUGUCACAAGCAAGGCAUUUCCAACUGAAGUUGUUGAUGGAUACAGUGAUCAGGACAAGAACAACGCUGAUGAUAUCAGAUUGCCGGGUACUGCAAAUGAGUGUAGCUCCCAAAGGUACGACAUUCCAAGGUCUAUCAAGCCCAUAGCAGCCAUGACACCUCUGUCACCAACUACCUCAAUCAGUUCGUUGACCAGUUCACCUUGCGAGUCUGUAUGCAAUUCAAAUCGAUCCAGUGUUAUUCCUGAUUACGAUGUUCCUAGAGCUAGGCCAAUUUCUAGCUUGCAUUCGCAGCUCAUGACGAUGUCUGAAAAUGAUGGGAAUUCAUCGGCUCCAGCUUGUUAUGACGUUCCUCUACAAAUUGCUCGUGAGUUACCAUUGGAAUUAAGUUCUGCCAUAGAAAAUUUGGAACAGUUGCAAAAUGAAAUUAUGGCUGCAGUUAAUACACUACUAUCUUAUGCUACUCCACUGUGGCGUCAACCUGAUCAACUUGGACCAAAGUUGAUGGAUAUCAAAUUGGUGGUGCUACGACUGCAAUCAGCUUUACACGAUUUAUCAAAAUUUGGUGAAGGUGUCUUGGGCAAUGCUUUAAAUGCAUCUGACAAAGGUUUGGUUCAAAAGCUUUGCCCUUUAACGAAGACGUUAUUUGAAACCAAUAAUGUGGUUCAACAAUGCGUCACAUAUUUGGAAAACUGUAAUUGGUCGGUGCAAGUAUUGGCCAAAGAUGCUCACUCACCAGACAAUGUGGAUAGAAAAUGUGGCCGCGGGUUUGAUUCACUGGAUCAGCUCAUAGUAUGCGCUCGAAGUUUAACAGAAGAUGUCAGACGAUUUUCAUCAUUUGUUCAAGGUAAUGCUACAUUAUUGUUCAAAAGAAACUCAAUAGACAAUCGAGAUCCUAAAAACGAUAAAUUGAGCAACAAAGAUGGAGACUAUAUAAAUUUUGAAGCCCAUAAGACAUUGAAUCGAAUGAAUUCCGAAGUGAGAAGUUUGCUGUCCCACGACAUGCGUAACUCGUUCGAUUUGUUGAUUAAAGAAGCCGAAACUGGGAACGUUCUUGCCCAAUUCAAAAGUCCAGACAAAAUAGACCUUAGUGACAAACAGGUACUGUCAUUUUAUGCGGCUCAAUGCUCCACUCAUUUUUUACACCUGACACACGCAAUAGACGCGUUCUUGAAUACUGUGGAACGCAAUCAGCCACCCAAGGUAUUCCUGGCACAUGGUAAAUUCGUCAUUCUCAGCGCACAUCGUCUAGUUCAUAUUGGUGACACUGUUCAUCAAAAUAUUUCUUGCGUCGAAAUCAACUCCCAAGUAUCUCGAUUAUCUGACGAUUUGUCUGAAGCCCUGGCUACAGCUGUGCGGGAAAUUAAAAAAGCCGCUGUACAAUUUCCCAGUGUCGUGGCUGUCCAGCAGAUGGUCAACAGCGUUGUGCGAGUUUCUCAUUCGGCUAAGAACUUGAAAAUGUGCAUUGUGUUUGCUUCUCACACAUGAGACUUGAUUAUCCAUCGAGUGCCAGAUGAACGGAAUGCAAAUUUAUUACCUUCCAGGCCGGUGUUCCAACACUCUGUCAUCGUUACUGACAAUGAGAGGAAAAUACUUGACCACUACUGAUAAGGAACCAGUUGAUGGGUUUUGUUUCCUAGUCAUUUUGACAAUCAUGUGGAGGGUUUUGCUGCUGACAGGCUACCCCGCAAUUUGAUCUUAGCCAACAUGAUACAUUUUCAAUUUCAAUUUUGUUGCAGUAUUUUUGAGUAAAGUUAGUGUCAAAUGUGAACAUCACUCGCAUCGCCAAUCAUCAUACCAUAGAUAUGCAGAAGUUCGGCCAAAUAUGAGUAUUCUCAACAUUUUUUGACUGGCGAUGUACGAGUAAUGUAAUUUUAAUUUUUCCAAUUCCAUCGAUUUUGGCGUUGGCGUGACAACUUUGUGGCAGAGAACAUUCCUUUACCUACAUAAUAUAAUAGUUACUCGCUGUAGCUUUAUUAUUUUUACAAUUUUUUACCGUAGCUUUAUUAUUUUUACAAUUUUUUACCAUAGCUUUGCUAUUUUUACAAUUUUCUACCUAUUUUUUGUAAUUCAAUUAUUGGUUUGUAAUAAAUCAUGUGAAGCCUA
Planococcus citri (citrus mealybug) is the source of this 2965-nucleotide messenger RNA. RefSeq names its product Serine_rich_CAS and FAT-like_CAS_C domain-containing protein p130CAS (gene p130CAS). NCBI's taxonomy places the organism in Eukaryota, Metazoa, Arthropoda, Insecta, Hemiptera, Pseudococcidae. The coding region runs from base 395 to 2347 and encodes 650 amino acids. Gene Ontology annotation, cellular component: cytoplasm; plasma membrane. The record is from RefSeq and is a predicted model, not a curated record. Gene Ontology annotation, biological process: cell surface receptor protein tyrosine kinase signaling pathway; cell migration. Gene Ontology annotation, molecular function: protein binding. The transcript is spliced from 10 exons.